Messenger RNA from Kickxella alabastrina, 1145 nucleotides. RefSeq lists its product as uncharacterized. The transcript has a single exon. Bases 41 to 1045 code for a protein of 334 amino acids. The record is from RefSeq and is a predicted model, not a curated record. NCBI's taxonomy places the organism in Eukaryota, Fungi, Kickxellomycota, Kickxellomycetes, Kickxellales, Kickxellaceae.
AUUAAUUAUAUAUUAAUUAUUCUUACAUUUAAUUUACUAAAUGAAACUAAUUUCUCAGGAGAAUCACUCACUAAGCGUUGUACAUGUGGCCACACUCGUGCUACACUUGCGUACAACAACUCAGAUCGACGAGCUUAUUCGGCACUCCAGCAUACUGAUACAACAGCGAUGGGAUUUUCUUGGACCCAGUGGCGGCACAUUCAACAACAGCGAGGCAUCUACUUUUUCUUUAUUUUCCCAAAUUGACAAUGCGUUGCAAUGGCAGCCGGACGACAUUGGCGAGUAUAUUCGACAUGCACAUUUUUCAUUGGAAUUGACUGAGGACCAGGCGGAGAUUCUUUGCGCGCGCAAUAUCAUGUAUGAGUUUACUGACAGCCACACAGUUCAUGCGUACGCACCCUUUGGCAGCAUUGAUGGACAGAUAUUGGUCGUUGAUUUGGUGUGGGACUCGGAUAGUAGCAGAUGGGUGUACUUCAACACCAAGGCGCUCGAAGUGGUGAGCUUGGACGAUUUGCAUAGUCGUGUGUUGAAAACCACGCGGAUCACAUUUGCAAUUGCGACUGCAGAGGAGGCGUUGGCAGAUGAGUUUGAUGGCAUUGAUGAUAUUGGGCAGGACGGCUCAGACGAUGAUGGCGAUGGUGACUACUGGAGUCGCUUUCCGCAACCUGAUAAACCCGCGACAAAGGCUGUAAAAGGUGACUGCAAUGGCGAAGACGGAGGCAAAGGUGGCAGCGAUGAUGAUUACUGGGGCCAGUACGACCAAGAGAACCAGCCUGACGACAAUAUAGACAACUCGGAUGUUCAGGACAUGGACAUUGAGACUAAAACGAUGGAUAUUCUACCAGUUCUCCCUGAUCAGCCUGCUGUGCCGCUGGCCGUGCAGAACGUGGCUGGGCAGCAGGCGCAGAUGAUGGUCGCCGAAUCUGUGCGCCUUUCGCUGGCUGCAGCAGCAUCGGCGGCCAGGGCGGUGGGGAUGUCAGAAGCGGAGUUUUUAAAAAUGUCUCUUGCUGCGUUCUCUUCCUCUGGUAACAACACGGAACCUUAAAAAAAUAUGCUGAGGAUAACUUGUAACGCCCAUAGUGGUAAGCACCAGUAGGUCGGUAACCAGUCGCUAUUUUUUUUUCGUGUUUUGAAUGGAAAAGUUA